Molecule: messenger RNA, 990 nt
Organism: Dermacentor silvarum
Lineage: Eukaryota; Metazoa; Arthropoda; Arachnida; Ixodida; Ixodidae
Exons: 3
Coding region: 492-920 (142 amino acids)
Source: RefSeq, a predicted model, not a curated record
GGCUGCGGGAAAUGUCAUUUAGGCGCUUUAAGGCAGGUGAUCGGAGUUCAAAUCGUUCAAAUCACGCCCCAGCCACGGAUUUCUCAGGAUCACAUAAGCGGAUCUUGAAGGCCAUGCUUUGUUGGCUACUUGCGGCAUAAGUGAUUCAAAAGCAAGAAUUGGUCAUGGAAUUUCUUCCUGCGCUAAAUUGUAGUGUACAAUAUAGACUGGUCGAUGGUUCCUUUUGUCUCGCAACAUAUAUAUACGUAAUUGGGCACAAAAUGGCACAAAAACGUGCUGUAGUGGUUAUUAUUGCUGGCAUCACGGAGGCCAUAACAGCCUCACAAGUAUACAGACGGCGCUAGCGGCGCCGGUCCCACGCGGCCGGUAAAAUAAGUCGUGUUGUUAUUCCUCCGUCUUGAAUGUGCCGGUCGGUAGUGCACGCUGCUUCGAUGUGUUUGUUUGAUCGUGUGUUUUUAGGUUUGCCGUAAUGAAAUGUGGUGUUCGUGUGCAUGAAAGUGCCGGAAGGUAGCCUGCGUCUCGCUGCAAACUCGCCGUAUGCGUGGCGCGCCAGGCAAAUGUGGACCAACGAUUUUCAUGCCGUGGAGUGUGUUCCCUUUGUCUUGGGUGGUCGUGAAAAGUUUUGUGGACGUCGCGAUGAAAUAAUGCGUAUUAUUAGCGUGCCUCAGCUCGUCCAUUACGCAACGGCAUGUAUGCUGGAUCAACAUCGUCGACGCAGCACUGGCAACUCGGAGAGCUCUUUUCCAUCUCAUCGUACUGUUCGAAAGUGGCGAGACCUUGGCCAGCAACAGUGUCCACUAAAAGGAGGAGCCCCCAGAAAUGCAGACCUCAUACGAGUGCCUGCAGCAGCAUGGCUGGAUGCUCAUGUCAGGCUUCACCGUGGCAGAGUACCAGGCGGAACCAACGAGGUUAAAAGCUAGCCUUUCCUCGCUGCUUUCCAGGAAGUGAAGUAGUGGGCGAUCAUGUAAGAAUGAACUUGCAACAUGUGAG